GAGAGCGAGAUCAAACGUUAACUUUUUAAAGAAGUACGUCUGCAUCUCGAAUUAUUCUUAUCUUUCAUUCGUCUUAUAAUAUGCUAGCAAGCAACCUUUUUUGUAUGCUUGUUUUUUCUUCCUUCGCACCUUUUCUUUUGUCUAGCUUCCAGGACGACUUCGCGCAGCUUCCGUUAUCGUGCCUACGGCGGCUGCGACGAGGCAAUCCAGUAACGGGUCGUGCGGUGGGCGAGGACGAGCGUCGUGGCGAAGUUUUCUCUGUGUUGGGAAGGAGAGGGCUGGGGCCGCCGCCGCCAUGGAGACGCUCUACCGGCUGCCGUUCACGGUGCUGGAGUGCCCCAACAUCAAGUUGAAGCGGCCGAGCUGGGUGCACAUGCCUUCGGCUAUGACCGUCUAUGCCCUGGUGGUGGUCUCUUAUUUCCUCAUCACGGGAGGAAUAAUUUAUGAUGUGAUUGUGGAACCUCCCAGUGUUGGCUCAAUGACCGAUGAACACGGACAUCAGAGACCCGUGGCCUUCUUGGCAUACAGAGUAAAUGGGCAGUAUAUUAUGGAAGGACUUGCCUCCAGCUUUCUCUUCACAAUGGGAGGCCUAGGUUUCAUCAUACUGGACCGUUCCAAUGCACCAAAUAUCCCAAAACUGAACAGAUUUCUGCUGCUUUUUAUUGGAUUUGUCAGCGUCCUGUUGAGUUUCUUCAUGGCCAGAGUGUUCAUGCGGAUGAAAUUACCGGGCUAUUUAAUGGGUUAGAUCUGUCUGUGACCGACUGCGAGCACAACUUGGAUUCUCUUGUUGUCCAUGAAGAACAACAGGCAGCAAAAACUCUGGCCCAUCCCUCCUGUUUGAAGAGAUAAGAAAAAGAAAAGUGGCUAAGGGAAGGACUGCUUUCUAAUUUUCUCUUGUAGAAAAAGAAGCAUUUUUUGCAAGCAAUUAGUUUUAUUGGCAAAUGUAUGUCUCUAUUCCCUCCCUUCACAGAGAACAAAGUAUUUGGAAGUAUUAACAAGGCAUAAGCAUAUGGAGUAGAAAAUGUGAAAUUGUUGCCCUUUUCAUAUCCUCCCCCCCCCAAGUGACUAGAGGAAAGUCAUAUCAUUUUGUUUCAUCAUACUUGCCCUAGUAUUCUCUCUACUUGUGAGAGGCUUUUUUUGUCAAUUAGGGUAAAUAUAUAUAUAUAUAUAUAUAUAUAUAUAUAUAUAUAUAUAUAUAUAUAUAUAUAUAAAAAUUGAUCUUUUCUGUGUCUAUAAACGGAAAUGACUUGGGUAAUUACGUAAUUGGUUUUACAAUGGGGCAAUUCAGGUAGAAUUCAGUAGAUGGCGCUGUAUUCUUGGAAAAAGCUACCCAGACUGACUUACUGCACUGAUUACCUAUUGGGUAGACUGGCGUUUGGGGGGUGGAGUAGAGACGUCUGGAAUUGGAUUCCUAAUUCUCUUCCCAACCCAGUCUCCUGUGCCGGACUGCUAUUUGGUGAUGAAAAAUAAACAGAAACAGACACAGUCAGAUGAAAAUGAUUUUUGUGCAAAAGUAGUUCUUUUGGAAAACACAUUUUAAAGUGGACAAAUUAAACACAUUUUCUAUUAAA
This is a messenger RNA of Heteronotia binoei (common prickly gecko), 1571 nucleotides long. It is a transcript of the gene OSTC, whose product is annotated as oligosaccharyltransferase complex non-catalytic subunit. The record is from RefSeq and is a predicted model, not a curated record. The transcript is spliced from 4 exons. The coding region runs from base 296 to 745 and encodes 149 amino acids. Gene Ontology annotation, cellular component: oligosaccharyltransferase complex. NCBI's taxonomy places the organism in Eukaryota, Metazoa, Chordata, Lepidosauria, Squamata, Gekkonidae.